CCAGAUAACUCGAUGCGAAUUGCGAUCGAUUUUUCACCCUGAUAUUAUACUUCCUGCGCAACCUUUCCCCUUCCUUUUAGCUGAAUGUGUCAGCCAUGGCACCGAUUAAAAAGCAGGUGGUCAAAAAGCACGGGGGGAAGAAGAAGAAGCAGAUCCUGAAGUUCACCCUGGACUGCACUCACCCUGUCGAAGAUGGCAUUAUGGACGCUGCAAACUUUGAGCAGUUCCUGCAGGAACGCAUCAAGGUGAAUGGCAAAGCUGGAAGCCUCGGUGGUGGUGUGGUGUCUAUUGAGCGGAGCAAGAGCAAGAUUGCGGUGAACUCUGAGGUCCCCUUCUCAAAGAGGUACUUGAAAUAUCUUACCAAGAAGUAUCUGAAAAAGAACAACCUCAGGGACUGGUUGCGGGUCGUGGCCAACACCAAAGAGAGCUAUGAGCUGCGCUACUUCCAGAUCAACCAGGAUGAGGAGGAGGAGGAAGAAGAUUAAAUGUGACACCACUUUUAAUAAAAAAAAAUCAAAUGAGA
Monopterus albus (swamp eel) is the source of this 523-nucleotide messenger RNA. It is a transcript of the gene rpl22, whose product is annotated as ribosomal protein L22. The transcript has 4 exons. The record is from RefSeq and is a predicted model, not a curated record. Gene Ontology annotation, biological process: cytoplasmic translation. Gene Ontology annotation, cellular component: ribosome. Lineage: Eukaryota; Metazoa; Chordata; Actinopteri; Synbranchiformes; Synbranchidae. Gene Ontology annotation, molecular function: structural constituent of ribosome; RNA binding. Bases 96 to 485 code for a protein of 129 amino acids.